Messenger RNA from Anastrepha obliqua, 932 nucleotides. Its product is annotated as protein DPCD. The transcript has a single exon. The record is from RefSeq and is a predicted model, not a curated record. Lineage: Eukaryota; Metazoa; Arthropoda; Insecta; Diptera; Tephritidae. Bases 163 to 807 code for a protein of 214 amino acids.
AAAAUAUCAACAAAACAUGCGCCGAUAAAAACGUCCAUCGAUCAAAUAAUUUUAAAAUAUCAAAUUGCUGGGAAGUCGUCAAGGUAAUCGAAUAUAUUUUGCCCACAUUUUAAAGGGGUUUAUUGCACAAGCCCUUAGAAGCUGACAUGCAUAGAGUUCAACAUGUCCUACGAAACUUGGCUUAACUACUUACGAAGCGCUGAAAAGCAUUCUAUGAUUAGCGGUCGCUGUCGGAAGGUUUUCUAUAAAUUCCCUGAUGGCCAGCAAAUGUCUGAGGAAUACAGCAUGGAUACAGGCAUUGUGCAGCGAAGAGCAUGGCGAAAGUGUAAACAACUGAUGGGAGAACCAGAAUGGGAAAUUGAAUUGGGAGAAACGCCCCGCACAAUUAACCAAUGCAUAGGUGACGGCGAUGUAAACUCGGCUAAUGACUUUACGCUUUCAGAAAGUAACUGCUCACCGAUUUUAACAAAACGCAUCACAAAGAAAAACAUAGAGUGGCGAAUACGUAAUUUACCAUAUCCCAUUGAAGUGUACCAAGUUAGUGCAGAUCCGGAAAAAGGCUCAAUCGUUGUGCGGACCACUAAUAAAAAGUACUACAAAGUGAUCCCUGUGCCUGAGCUGGGCCGAUGUAAACUGCUUCCAUCUCAAGCAAAUAUUUCCACUCACCAUCAGUACAAUACACUAAUUAUAACAUAUAGCAAACCGCCGUUAUUAAAUGAAAUGGAGGCGCAGGUUUUGCUAUUAUUAAAGGACGUCAAAACAGAAACGGAUAUGGAGGAUUUACUGCAGGGGCUUUUAGCGAAAUAAAAAUACUUCAGUUUUUUUAAUACUUAUAUGAUAUUUAUGUAUGUACUAUUUAUAAUGUAUUUGAAACAUCUAUUGCAGGUAAUAAAUUUUCUGCUGACGUUAGAGAUCUAAUUGUUAUACCGAAA